GCUCUACAGCUUCUUCACUGUUUUCCUCUUGAAACACGAUUAAAAGAUGGCAGUUUGUUUUGGCAAUCACCAAAAAGGCCACCUUCUCCAAUAAAAUUUGAUUUAAAUGAAACUUUGCAUCUCAGUUUUCUUCAGAGUGCUGCAAAACUAUAUGCUAUGGUAUAUUGCAUUCCAUUUUCAGAAAAGGACUUAUCAGUGGAUACCCUCAUGGAUAUUCUUUCAGAAGUUAAAAUUCAGGAAUUCAAACCUUCCAACAAGGUUGUUCAAACAGAUGAAACUGCAAGGAAACCAGACAAUGUUCCUAUCUCCAGUGAAGAUGAGAGGAAUGCUGUUUUCCUACUAGAAAAGGCUAUUUCAUCUAACAGAGCUACCAAAAGUGACCUUCAGAUGGCAGUGCUUUCAUUUGAAAAAGAUGAUGACAAUAAUGGACACAUAGAUUUCAUCACAGCUGCAUCCAACCUUCGAGCCAAAAUGUAUAGCAUUGAACCAGCUGACCGGUUUAAAACUAAGCGCAUAGCUGGUAAAAUUAUCCCUGCUAUAGCAACAUCUACUGCUGCAGUUUCUGGCUUGGUUGCCUUGGAAAUGAUCAAAGUAGCUGGUGGCUAUCCCUUUGAAGCUUAUAAAAACUGUUUCCUUAAUUUAGCCAUUCCAAUAAUAGUGUUUACAGAGACAUCUGAAGUAAGAAAAACUGAAAUCAGAGAUGGAAUAUCAUUUACAAUUUGGGACAGGUGGACUGUACAUGGAAAUGAAGAUUUUACCCUCUCAGAUUUCAUAAAUGCUGUUAAAGAGAAAUAUGGAAUUGAGCCGACAAUGGUGGUACAGGGAGUCAAAAUGCUUUACGUUCCUAUAAUGCCGGGUCAUGCAAAAAGGUUAAAGUUAACAAUGCAUAAACUUGUGAAGCCUUCCACUGAGAAGAAGUAUGUGGAUCUUACUGUGUCGUUUGCCCCAGACACUGAUGGAGAUGAAGAUUUGCCAGGACCUCCAGUAAGAUACUACUUCAGUGAUGACACUGAUGAAUAAAAGUUGUCAUAGACUUACUCCAGGACUACUUUAUUUUGGAAAGUGUACUUAAUUCAGAAGCCAAAAUUAAUCAGCUCAUAAUACUGUGGAUUUCUUUUUGCCUUAAGUUUAAGGGAAACAUCAGUAGGAAACUUAACUACACUGAAGAAUUACAAAACAUUUUGGAGCAUAGUACACAUCUGUUGCUUCAUACAGCUAUGAUCACAGCAACUUUGAACUGGAAUACCAUUUUCUAAUGCUUACAAGUUUGUAUAUUAAACAUGGAUGGAAAGAAGGAAAAAAGAAAGCAUUUAUCUAUGGCCAGAAGAAAUAAAGAUGAAGAAAUAGAAAAUAGUGAAUCCCGGCUAUUCAAAAAGCCAAAUCCUGUUUUAUCGUUUUCUUUUUUAUUUGGUAUUUGAGACCCAGUUUUUCAAUAUAAACAGUGUGAUAAUGUACCUCUGACACAAUUAGGCUUUGGAAAUUUCUUAGCACUGAGAGGAGGAGGGAUGGUAGUGAUAGAUGAAAGAAUGGAGUUUAUAGUUGUGUAGCUACAGUUGGCGUCCUGUUACCUCUGCUAACAGAGUUUGUUACAUUACUCCCUUCCCUAAAUCAAGAGUUUUGCUGUAUGAUCAGUGUUGUAAACCAUGAUGAUGACAUGUUAACUUGGACUAAUUGUUAACAGUGUUAUAUGCACUCUGAAAACUCUCAGAAAAAUCCAUAAAUGUGAGCAGAUCAUUUGAUUGUUAAUAUGCCUUUAUUUUAUUUAUCUGAAACUAUAAACUAGUCAUAGUAUAUAAGACUGAAAAGUUUUAUAAAGGGAAUAUCCUUAGAAAUAGAUGAAAAUUUAAAAUUAAUACUAGUAGAGUUGGCUUUUUUUUUUCCUUCCAGCAAUGUAAUGGAGAAAAAAAUAGUAUUUUUUUUUAAAGGAAGCAUGUCAUUUUACUCUUCAUUCCCAAAAUGGGAAUUGACAAGAGAUAGAAAAAUUAUAUUUUUUUAGGUUUUCUUCAUUGAGAGAAAUACUGUUUCCUGAUAUGAACAAUUGCAAUUAAUAAUAUAAUUGGGUCCAUUAAAAGAUACAAACAGUGCUUGGCUGUGAAAUCAGUGAAAACAAGGGACUCUUUUACAAGGGUUAUCAUGCACUUGAAACAGCAAGUGCUUCCAGCCUCCGAAAGUCACUGCCUGGAGCUCCUACUCUUGUUCAGACCAUUAGUAGCUACUUUGAUGAAUUAAAUACAUCAGUAUUAAUUCCAACGGUCUCUCUUUAGACUCUGUGCUUACUUUCCAUUUACAAAUAAUUUAAAAUCUUUAUGUUAACCAACUUUUGGCUUCCUCUUCUUAUGAAGUAUCCAGUUGGGAAAUGGGUGACUUUCUAAUAAAAUAUUACGUUCAUUGAGCGAUGAAGAAAAGUGGCAAGAUCUAUUUUAAAGAAAUGACUAAAUUUGAAGUAAACUAUUGUUUUUAUCAUAUCCUACCUCUUCCUUUGUGCAUAUUCCUAGUAUCGUCAAAAUUAAUGUUACAUAAAACUGAAUACAGGAAAAAGAAGGCUCCAUGGCUUAGAACCUAGUGAGAGUCAGAACAAUAAAAGGAGUUUUGUAAAAGAAGCCCCCUUUCCCAAUUUUUACUUUGUUUUCUGUUCUUUGGUAGCAAUAUGUUUUCUAGUUAACCAUUCAGCAAUCUUCAAACAUGAACCAGUAGCUUGGCUAUGUUUACCUAAGUCCACGUCUCUUUGGAAGUAAAUGAGAACCGUGCUUUGUUGAGUGCUUCAGUGAACAAAAUCAACUGGGAUUAGGCUUAUUUUACAAUUAAACCUACAACCAUUUCGUCAUUUGUUUUUUUUGUUUUGUUUUGUUUUGUUUCCUGUAGGUAAUGAUUAUUGCUAUCCUGGUAUAUUACUAAAUUGGAAAGCCACAGUAAAGUUAAUGACAACUUUUUUCAUUGUUAUUUUGUACCUUAAGAUUAUUGCUACUAAAAUAUAGCUAUUGAAUACUGGGUGUAAAAAACAAACAAAAAAAAACAAUUGGUGUUACUCCAUUCAAUAUUAUAUAUAUAUAUAUAUAUAUAUAUAUAUAUAUCCUAAAAAUUAGUCUAAUAAAUUUCAUAAACCAUGCUCUGUGCUUCAUUGCAGAGAUUUUAAUUAUACUUCUUAUUCUGUGGUUAAUACUGCUUCUAUGCAAACUAGUUUGCAAGCAGACUAGUUUGGGGCAUAUAAGUCAGAGGAGCAGAGUGUUCUUAACAAGUUCAAAACCCUAACUUUAGUCCCCAGGAGCAAAAAUAAAUGAGAAAACCAGGCAGAAUAGCCACUCCAUGAGAAACCUAGUUUGGGGUUUCAAAAGUCGAUUCCUUAUAGGAUUUGAAGCAGUUGUAUUAUGUGUCUUAAGUUCUUUACACAUUGUUCCAAAAGUAGAACUUGAUAAAAAUAUUAUUAUAGUUUACCUUUCAUGGCGCAUUGUUGGGACAAUGUCAAAGUACAAACUACAACCAUAGUUGGGGUUGUAUGUAGCUCUAUCUUAGAGUACUUACCUAGCAUACACAAGACUCUGGUUUUUUGAGUCCCAAUUCAAAACCAGAAACCAGAACGUUUAGAUCUAGGGAGUCAGAUGAAGAAUGAGCACGCAAUUUGUGUUUUCUCUUGCUGUUUGUUUGUUUGAUUGUUUUUGUGACUGAGGAUUAUGUGUCUAUGCACUACACGUGUGCAGUGCUCAUGAAGCCAGGAGAGGGCGUCAGAUCCCCUGAGACGGGUUACACAUAGUUGUGACCCACCAGGUUCUCUGCAAAGGCAUCCAAUUAUCUUAACCACUGAGCCAUCACUCCAGCCCCCAAAGCUUCCUGUCUUAAUUGAGAAAUGCACAUUGAAAGUAUAUAAAAUGUGAAUAUACAGUUUAAGGAAUAAUGUUAAAAUAUUUGCUUAUCCAAACAGUAUUGAAAUUAAUAGAUAUCAAUAUCAGAAACCUUCCUUGUCACUCCCCAGUCACUAAAUCUUAAACCCCUGGUAAUUACUAUUGUCCAGUUUUUUUUUUUGUAUUAACUGUUACCUUGUUCUUGAGGUAGUACCCCCCUCUGUGUGUGAAUCUAAACAGAACAGUUGAAUUCUGCCUGCUUUUGAACUGUAUGUAAAGAAUCAUUCUACAUUCUUUUAUGUCUUUCACUCACUGUGAUUCACCCAUCUUUGUUGUAGCCAUAUUUUAUUUACCAUUGCUGUAAUAGUUUAUCUUUGCAUUAAUAUACCAGUUUAUGUUAUAUUGACUGUGAAUGAGAAAGAUGUAUUUAGUUUGAAUAAUUACAGUUCUAUAAUAAAUGUAUUUUGUUUCUCUUUGAUUCCAAAUAAUAUGUCUAGGAUCAAAAUUGCUUGAUUGUAGGUAUUCUUUUGUAAUAUUUUAGUUUUGAAAUUAAAAUAUAAUUACAUCAUUUCCUCCCCUUCCAUUUCCUCCUUUCAACCCUUCCCAUAUACCAUCCUCUGAGUGCUCUAAUGUUCCUUUUCUCCACAUUGAGAUCAGUUUGGAUUGUUUUUGUUUCUAUAUUUUGACAGUGUGGUGGAUAUUCAGUUGUAUUUCAUUGACUGUUUCCUCUAUACUCUUAUUCUGGCAAGGUGGGGAGUGGCAGAAUAGGCACCCUUCACAUGGCCAUUUCCACUUUCGUUUUUUGAAAAAGUGUCUUGUCAAAUCUGUUACAUAGCUUUUCCUCAUUUGGUACAUGAAAAGUCUAUAAAUCAUGUUCUUAUUGUCUUUAUAGUUUUAAAUGUCUUCUGUAGCUAGAUAUCUAGCAGGACCAGUCUUUUGUUCCAUAAUUACAACUUCAUUCUCAGCUUGUGGGAUCUUGUCUUCUAAGCACUUUAGUUUUGCCUUUCAGGCUUAAGGUAUAAUUCACAAGGAGUUAAUUCUGAACAUAAUGGCUAAUACUUGACCAGUAGUACUUAGGUAAAGACUGUUCUUUGUUUCCCUACUUCUAUCAUAGUAGCAUUAGAAAGUAUGUGUGUCUCCUAUUGAACCUUCUGUUCCUUUCCUUUUGUGUCCUAAUGAUAAUGUAUUGCUUCUGUCACUGUAGCUGAUAUUAUUUUUAUGUUUGGCAAAAUUCAUCCUCCAAACUUUUUUUCUGUUAAAAUGUCUUUGAUUGUUCUUAGCCCUUCUAUUUUUCAUUCUCAGAUUUCUUUGAAAACUUGCAAACUGAUCACUCUGGCAGUUUUUACUUUUCUUACCAAAAAAACCCUUAAUCUCUCGUUUAUGUGUGUAUGUGGUGUGUGUUUCCAAGCAUGUGCACACCUUCCUCUGUUUAUCCAUAUACCAUGUAUAUGCAGGUGCCUGUAAUGGCCAGAAGAAGGCAUCAGAUGUCCUACAGGCAUUUGUGAGUUGCCCAAGAAGGGAUGCUGUGAACCAGAUCCUAGUCCUCUACAGGAGCAGCAAGUGCCCUUAGCCAUGUCUCCAGCCCAAGCAGCAUAGUCUGCCUCAUUUCAGAAUCUAAAGCCUUCCUCUGAGUCUGUUACCUGACUUUUGUUUCUUGUGUUCUUUCUCUGUAUCCAGUAUGCUUUUAAUACUUGCCAGUAUUUUACUUGAAAUUGUGCAGAGAUCAUUUGUUAGAAUAAUAUUUUCAUUCUUCAAAGACUUGGUUUUGCUUCUGCCUGGGGACUAAAAUCACUUUGAUGGAAUUUCAGGCACUCGUAGUUCCUAGCCCUUCUAAUGUGAUUCAAGGUUGAACUUCAGACUACUGUUCUUUUAUUUCUUGUCUGCCCUUACCCUUAAAGUUCAUCCCUUCAAAGUUCCAAAUGUGGUUUGAGGUUAGCAGGGUCCUCACCUCUUGAAUGGCCCUAAAAAUUAGUAGAUCUUUUUUUUUCUUAACCAAAAUCCAGCUAAACUGAAACUCAAAUGAAAAGAUUAUUACAAAAGCCUUAUGCUUGGAAAAUACUGAUGAUUUAAAAACCCAGUUUUUAAAAACAUUCUAAUGAUCUAGGAUCACUGAAAUGUAGCACUGCAACCCUAACUCACAUCCUUUUACUGUUGUUUUAGUGGGUCCCUAAAGAGUACACAUUUGGAACAUAGUCCCAAGUAUCUAUGCUAUUGUUAUUUUUAGGUGAUACUUUAAAAGGUGAUUACGUUAGAGGAGAUCAUGACACUGGGAAACAGCCAUAGCACCAAUCAUUUCAAAGGUGGAAGUGACUUGACUUAAGAUGAUUUUUCUGGCUCACAUUGGAGGUCCUGGCCAGGUUGAGACCCAGGAAGAGUUCCUACACAAUUUUCAGUGCUGUACAUUUGGUCUUCCAGUGUCCACACCCAUGAACAAAAUAAGCCUUCACUCCUUUAACAUAAAAAAAAAAAAAUCCUAAUGAAAAUUUAAAAGAUUUUUUUAAAUUCUUAAAUCCAUUUCAGACUCACUUUGUAGUCCAGUAUAUGACAGUUUUUAUGAAUUUCAAACUAAUACAUUUUGUAGUCAAUAGGAGCUGUGUGCUGUAUAUGUCAGUGACAUCAAAUCUCUUAAUAUUAUUAAAUUUUCUAUAUCCUUAUGUGUUUUUAACAAACUAUAAUGUGAGUUAGCCAAAGAGUUAUAUUAAAAAUCAUCUGUUUAUUUGCUUUUUACUCCCAGAGAAUGCUUCUGUUGUAUAUGUUGAGGCAACAUUAGUAAGUGCAUCUGUGGUGGUUUGAGUAAGAAUGGCUCCCAUAGGCUCACAUACUUGAAUGGUUACUCAUCAGGGAGUGGAACUAUAAAGGAUUAGAAGGAUUAGGAGGUGUGGUCUUGUUGGAGGAAAUGUGGCACUGAGUGUGGGCUUUGAAGUUUCAGAAGCCCAUGCCAGGCCCUCUGGGUGUGAGUGUGGUGGGUAUGUGUGUGUGCUCAUGCACCUUCAGAUCAGAUGUAACUCUUAACUAGUUCUCCAGUGCCAUGCCAGCCCCCAUGCACCUGAUAAUAAUAAUAUACUAACUUGUGAAACUGUAAGCAAAAAAUGCUUCCUUUCAUAAAUGUUGCUUUGGUCAUGUUGUCUCUUCACAGCAAUAGAACAGUGACUAAGAGUGUAAAUCUAGUUUGUUAUAUUUUCCUGCUGAAUUGUAUCUUCUCAAUGUGAAUUAUCUUGUUGUGCCUUAAAGUCUUAUCGUUAACCUUCUUGGAGUUCUUUUUGGUCAGUAUUCUCAUGGAAUAAUUUUCCUGUCCAUUUAGUUUGAACCUUUGCAUAGUCUAAUUUUUAGAUGUUUGCCUAGUACAUACCACAGUUGCUAGGAUUUGAUGGUGAUUGUUUGGCAGGCUAUAGUAGUUUUCUGCCAUCUUGCAGAAUAUUUCUCCCAGCCUCUAUAAUGUUCUAACCUUCCUUUUUUAGUUGUGUUUUAUGUGGAUAUUUCCAUUUCUCCCAAAAUAUGUUCACCAGUUUUUAUGUUAAAUUCUCUAUUAAAAUAAAUCAUGAUUUCUGUUUUCUUAAA
Cricetulus griseus (Chinese hamster) is the source of this 7394-nucleotide messenger RNA. The record is from RefSeq and is a predicted model, not a curated record. Lineage: Eukaryota; Metazoa; Chordata; Mammalia; Rodentia; Cricetidae.